AUGUCUUCCAGCUUCUCUGAUCGCUGGCAAAAGAAGCUAGCAAACGGCGAGCAUUCUCGGACACCUCCACAAGAAGACGUUAUCAACUACAAUCAGGCCUGGUCGCAAGAAACAUUCACUUACGACAAGUCCAUGGGUGCCAAAGUGUCGAGCUUGAACGGCUCGUCGCCCACUCCAUCCGUCAACUGGCCGUUGAGCGAAAAAUAUUAUUCAACCACAGCCAGCACGGGCGACCUAAGAUGCCCUCGAAAGACACUCUGGAGAACUAUCCUGAUUCCAACUGUAGUCAUCAUCUUUCCUAUGGCUUGUCUAGUUGGCGGGUUACUGGGCCUCAUCUUUGGAUAUCGAGUCAAAUCAGAUCCCAGCCUAUUCCCAGAGGUGUCUAACUCGGAUGCAUUGAGAAACCAUGCCGUGGUGCUGGUGAACUACUCGGCCACAAGAAUCGCAUUUGUCGCUUCAUGGGCAUCGACACUCGCUCCUCUGCUCGCGGGCUUCAUUAUGCACUUAUUCAGCUUUCAAAGUGCGCUCACGAUGUUUCACACCUCGUCUGGCAAUGGCCAGCACGACCUACCUACGCCCUACCAGUACAGUCUUCUCGUCGGUCUCUGCCUGGCAUCAACAGGCAGGCUCGGCAGGUACCUCUCUUACUCGGCACAAGAAGGAGUUGUCGUCCCGCCUGUCGUUCGUCGUGCUGCUCGCACAUUAUCACUGACCCUUCUUCUGGCUGUGAUCGUCUUCGGAGCCGACACAGCCUUGCACUACACCACGACCACCAUCAACUUUGAUCGGAUCGCCAUCACAUCUCAAUCUCACGCCUACGGACGCGGUCUUUCUGCCCUAUGUCUCGACCUGAACCGCUUCGACAACUUUGGCCUCCCUUGUUCUCGUAAUGGAGCAAUCGCCCAGAAUGACCCGGAGGCCUAUGUUGCGGGUCAAAAUGAGAUAUUCUUCCUGCAACACGAUACAUCCAAUAUCUCCCAAGUCCGACUUGCGUCGGCACCAGAGCAACACCCAACAUCCGAACAGGGCAAAGUCGCCAUCUUGACACCACAGAUUGCCAAUCUGUCGCCAUACCGUGACUACAGCGCCACCACAGCCGGAGUAGUCACCAUCUGCACCCCAAUCAGUUCUGCAUGCCGGUGGACCACACUUGGACCCAACGAAACAUACAGCCAGUUCAACUGCAGCAAAAACUUUUACGGCAUUCUCGGGAAGGCGCCCAUCACCAGUGAGACUGGCAAGAACCUGGACGACUCUGAUGUGCCAACCCUAGGAUUCAAGCCAGGAUCGGGAUUACAGUACUCCUACUUCAUGGACGAGGACCUCGAUACCCCCUACGACAGCACAGGAGCGUACGGGCCUUUCCUGACGGAUGACCAGCUCAUCAACCCCGUGUAUCUCGGUAUAGCGGGCCGCUUCACGACGACUGCUCAGCGCGCCGGCGUCAGCAUGUCCGGUGACCCGGGCGUGCAUCAGGGCCCUACGCAGAACAUUGACUUUGUCCUACGCUGCCAAUAUACCACUUACUCCGCCGACUACAGCUGGGUCAAUUCGACCGCACGCAUCGACAGGCUCACACCCUCGCCGAACGGUACGCUCGCCGAGAUCUUCCAUGGCUACCGCUUGGUCGGGACCGACAGCGCCUUCGACAAUGACUUGGGAGACGACAUUCUCCAAGCAGCCUUGCAGGCCGACCCGAGGGCUAUGGCCGACAACUUUGCGAACAGCUACUCGCAGCGGGUCAUGAGUGUCAUUGGCCCGUUUCUCUCGAACAGGGCCAACACGCAGGAGCAGAACCGCACGCCGCUCCUGGUGGCCAAGGUGCCAAAGGCGCCCCUCGCGAUUCUGGUCGCGUGCUGCAUUGGCUAUGUCAUUUUCGGCGUUGCCGCCGCCAUACUGGCCUACCGUGCGCUUAACGAUGUCGAUGUGCGCGAUAUCGCGGCCCGGUUCACCCUGUCUGCGUUGAGUUUGCACGCAUUUCGCGAUGCCGUGACGGACAACGUCGCCGUCGAGGUCGACGAUGCUGGACACCGUGUGUUUGACGAGACAAAGAUCCGUGCUGAGACGAGCAGAGUCGGUGUCGAGGGCGAGCCUAGGAACGGCUUCGUGCUUAAGAGUCUGGUCUGA
Messenger RNA from Exophiala xenobiotica, 2127 nucleotides. RefSeq lists its product as uncharacterized. Bases 1 to 2127 code for a protein of 708 amino acids. The record is from RefSeq and is a predicted model, not a curated record. NCBI's taxonomy places the organism in Eukaryota, Fungi, Ascomycota, Eurotiomycetes, Chaetothyriales, Herpotrichiellaceae. The transcript has a single exon.